AGAAUUAGUAGGCUAACGUUUUGACCGCCUAGCGUAAACACACACUCUCGAGGUCGGUCGGAAAAACACUGUGGCCACUAAGUCCAAAUAAAACGCCUACAAAAUCGUGCGUUUCAUCAGAUAUGGGAGAGCGACACAGAAGAUAGUUUUGACGGCACAGACGGUGCAGUGGAGGCCCUGAGAAAUAGGCUUUCUGCUCCGCGGCUCGGAACGGCAUGGCACUCAGUCAGCUCCUGGGACUCUCCUCCUGCGAAGCCUCUCAUCCCCCGACCUUCACCGCCGGGUCAGGAGGGCCGGGGGGCGAGAUCGUCUUCUCCAAAAAUAACGUGUGCGUGCACCCGGCUGAGGUUCUGCCUGGCCAAACUGAGCACUGCCCAGGUUAUCUGUGCGUGCACACAGAGAAGGACGAGGAGCUGGGCACAACGCUGAUCCUGACCUGGGUGCCCAACUCCCGCAUCCAGCGGCAGGGCGAAGAGGCCUUGCGCUACGUCACGCCCGAGGGCUCGCCCAUGCGUAGGAGUCAGCGCUGCCCCAGCCCUGCUGCCCCACCGGCCCCUGAGGGGGCAGAAGAGGAGCCCGCCCCCCCGGCGAAAGCGGGCGCCGGGCCUCAGCAGCAGGGGGAAGAGUCCCAGGGCUCAGGCCUGAACUCCACUCCCGCUCCCCCUCCCGGCGGCGAAGCCCUCGUCGAGCGUUCGCGAUCAGGGCUCCCAGGGAACAUCGGCAGGGAGAUGAGGGACGGAGCCGUGACCCACUCCGCCGCUGGCCUCAGCCAGAACAGUCCCGCCCCCUCGGAGGACGGCCAAUCGCAGGCCGCAGGGCGGGAGGAGCAACAGAAGGGGCAGGUGUUGGAGCCACGCUGUGGAGUGUUCCGGGUGGAUCUGGGUCGUAUGAGAUCCCUGCGACUCUUCUUCAGUGACGAGGCCUGCGCCAGCGGGCAGCUGGUAAUCGCCAGCAGAGAGAGUCACUUUCAGAUCCUGCACUUCCACCAUGCUGGCCUGGACAAGCUUGCUGAGGUCUUUCAGCAGUGGAAGUGCUGCCAGGAGACUCAGCUCAAAGACCAGGUGCUGGAAGGGAGGUCUUGCCUGCAGUUCUCCGUCCUCCGGCCCUGCCCCCCGGCCGCUGACCCCCGCCCUGAAGAUUGGCCGCACGCCGGGCUGGACCGGGCCUCCUGGGGGAGGCUCCUGAACCACCGGGGGGAGGUGGAGGAGCAGGAGCUACGCAAGGCCGUCUUCUUCGGGGGGGUGGACCCGGCCAUCCGGCGCCAGGUGUGGCCCUUCCUGCUGCGCUGCUACAGCGCGGAGGAGCAGGGGGUCCCGGGGGGCCCGAGGCAGGAGAAACACGGGCAGUACCAGGAGAUCCAGCAGAGGAGGUUGUGCAUGAGCCCGGAGGAGCAGAGUGAGUUUUGGAGGAAGGUGCAGUUCACGGUCGAUCGGGACGUGGUCAGGACAGACUGCAGCUGCCCCUUCUUCAGGGGGGAGGACAACCCCAACGUGGAGAUCAUGAGGCGCAUCCUGCUGAACUUCGCCGUGUGGAACCCCGGCGUGGGCUACUGCCAGGGCAUGUCGGACCUGGUGGCUCCGCUCCUCCUGGAGGUGCAGGACGAGGCCGACGCCUUCUGGUGUUUCGUGGGCCUGAUGGAGAACGGCGGCUUCGUCAGCCCCCACGAGGAGGGCAUGGAGAAACAGCUGGCGUACCUGCGGGAGCUGCUCGGGGUCAUGGAGCCCGGGUUCCACCAGCACCUGGCCCGGCUGGGCGAGGACGGCCUGCUGUUCUGCCACCGCUGGCUGCUGCUGGGCUUCAGGAGGGAGUUCCCCCACACCGAGGUGCUGCUCAUGUGGGAGGCCUGCUGGGCCCGCUACCAGACCGACUACUUCCAUCUGUUCCUGUGUGUGGCCAUCAUCGCGCUGUACGGCGAUGGUGUCGCGGAGAAGCAGCUGGAGGUGGACCAGAUGCUCCUGCACUUCAGUGGGCUGGCCAUGCACAUGAACGGGGAGCUGGUGCUGCGAAAGGCACGCAGUCUGCUUCACCAGUUCAGCCUCCUUCCCACCGUCCCGUACAGCCUGCGCAGUCUGUGUAAGCGGAGCGGUCCAGGCACGUGGGACAGCGGCCCGGAGGCUGAGCGCCGCGGGGAGCGUUCAGAGCCCCAGAACUGCCCCGGUACUCAGAGCUCUGCCACCCUGCUUACCCCCGUCUCGCCCCAACCCGCCCUCCCCAGCGAGGACCCCGGCGCCUCAGACGCACUGCACCUGCCGUAGUCAGUCCUGACUGUCACCGGUGGGAGUGGGGAAAGCCGAUGAAACGCUCUGAUGAAACGCUCUGAUGAAACGCUCUGCCUCGGCUCUCCACAGCCUCCUCUGCCACUCUACAGACCACUCGCUGAGAGGGGCUGGGCAGUCCUGCCGCGCGGCUGGCUCCGGAGCUCAAGAGAAUAACCUGGUCGAUAGCACAGAGCCGUCCCAGGAUGUUUUGGGGCCCUAGUAAAAAAAAAAAAUAGUUCAGGGGCCCUUCUGAUUGUUCUGCUUGGGGUUGCUGCUGGGGUCCUAGUUGCAGUGUCCGAACCCCCGGGUGCGAGGGAAGGCUUUGCUGGGGCCCCUGCAACAGAACUCCAUGAGGGUAUGAACAAAAUGUCCGUAUGCGCAAAUAAGCCUGUGUUUGACAACUGAAGAUGAACUGAACAGGGUAUUUCAACACACUUUUGAAUUUUUCUGAGGAAUGUAGUUGGUGGGCAUUCUUCAUACAUUUUCAAGGUGAGGGUUAAGAUUUAUCAGUUCAACAGAAAAAACGAACCUGCGAAUCUGUACCCAGCUUGUUUUUCUGGUUAUUUUCAGCUCAGAUUACAGAUUCAUGCCAAGGACUGUCUUAUCUACAUUGCCGGUUGCCGUUUUAUUCAAGUUAGCUCUUAGUAAUCUGAAUCAGGAAAAGGAAAUGUAACAUGAUCUUAUACAGAAGAGACGACACUUUGGAGUGGAAAUUAUACAUAUAGGGGAAGAUGUGCAAAACUGUUGGAAAUUAAAACCGUUACGAAUAUACAGUACAUUUAUUACUGAGUUUGUUUUUGUGAUUGCUAUGUAUUGCUAUUGCUAAUAAUGAUUUAACCACACCUCACAAAAGCAUAUAUUGUCAAUUUCUAUCAAUGUUAUUUAAUAAAACACAAUUCCAGUGGUAUAACAAUAAUACCAAAAAAAAGUGAUAAAUAAACAGAAAGCACCAGGUUUGCUCCAGGUUGAA
Molecule: messenger RNA, 3228 nt
Organism: Conger conger (European conger)
Lineage: Eukaryota; Metazoa; Chordata; Actinopteri; Anguilliformes; Congridae
Product: TBC1 domain family member 16-like
Exons: 12
Coding region: 216-2255 (679 amino acids)
Biological process (GO): activation of GTPase activity
Cellular component (GO): early endosome
Molecular function (GO): GTPase activator activity
Source: RefSeq, a predicted model, not a curated record